AUGUUGGACAUUGAAAACCUAUUAUUUCACAUCUGCUUUAAUCAAGAGAUUUUCCUUGCUGAACUGCCCUCCAUUAGUCGACGUGGUACACGUUACUGCUCCAAAAUUACUUUUUUGCCCUUCAAAGGUGAGAUGAUGCCUAGUCUCUUGUUUCCAGUCUCUACUCUCGAGGAAAUCGAGUUUCGGAUGAGAAUUAUGAUUCCUGGUCUAAGUGCUUCUUUUUUCCUUAGGAUGAGGGAAGCCCUCACGUUAUCAACCAAAUGUCGAGUUCAUAUAGACAUCUCCUUCAAAAAUCAUGACCUACAACCAUUUGAGAUCGCCAUCGAUGAACUAAGAACUAGGCGCCCAUUCCCUCCCGCUAUGAAUGUGGAACUGUCUUUUAUUACCAAUGGUGAUUAA
Lactuca saligna is the source of this 399-nucleotide messenger RNA. Lineage: Eukaryota; Viridiplantae; Streptophyta; Magnoliopsida; Asterales; Asteraceae. The record is from the annotation of a GenBank genome assembly.